UGGCGGCGUCCACGUCAUCACGGGCGGUGGUGAUGAACUUCCUCUUAACCAAACAUCAUUAGCGGCAUUGAUAAAUAACAAUGUGAGAAUAGCCGCUGAAUCUUUACAACAUGUGCCUCCGCCACCGUUCGAGAACAAUAAUAAUGAAGGGUGCACAAAUGAAGACAUCCCUAGUCAAAAUGAGACACAAGACAGUGUGAUGAGGCACACGGCGCACACCAAUGACACCACCAUGAAUACUAAUGAUUCAUCACCAGUGUUAUUCGAGUAUACAUCAUUGGACAUAGUGGACGUAGAAGCAGUAUGGGCCUUUCUAUAUGAAGACGGAGAAGCUUCCGUGACCGUCAAUGAACAAGAUGAAGAGACGCGUGGGGAGUCGGAAUAUGAACGCGAGUUAGAAAGAACUUUUGAAGACAUUAUUGAGAACCAACCAAUUUUGGGUUCAUCUUUUGACAAUUUUUUGUUGGAUGGUUUGAUUUAAUUAAUGGUGGCCAAGAUAGAGAAUUAAGGUUAGGUUAGGCACGAAAAGAUAGACAUUUAUCUACAUGACUAUUUGUUUGUUCGCUUGCUUUUGAGCAAGCCUAAAUGCUUCAUACAUUAAUUACAAGAAUAAAUAUACUUUGUUUCUCCCUAGUUCUUUCUCUCUUAGUUCAGUUUUUUAUUAGAAGCUUUAUUGGCUUCAUCCACCAAUUCCGUGGACGUUCUAUUUCGGAUUUUCUGUCUAACAAUAACAUUUUUCAUAGUAGGACUUGUAUAAUUCUAAGGGAAGAAUUACGAUGCAUUAUAGUAUAUAAUAUUAUCCCCUUUUAGUUAGCUAUAUUUGACUUUUGCAAUCAAUGAUUGCAAACUAUGAACUAGUAAAAAUGAUCUCAGGCCAUUUCUUGAGAACUAAUUUGGGUGUCAAGGCUAGCUAAUUGAUUUUGGAGGCCCUCUUUAACAUGAUCAGAAGAGACCGUCACAUUAUCAGAUCAGUGUGUACAAUGGUGAAGAGCACAGAA
Messenger RNA from Cuscuta epithymum, 998 nucleotides. Lineage: Eukaryota; Viridiplantae; Streptophyta; Magnoliopsida; Solanales; Convolvulaceae. The record is from the annotation of a GenBank genome assembly.